Lampris incognitus (smalleye Pacific opah) is the source of this 519-nucleotide messenger RNA. RefSeq lists its product as uncharacterized. Bases 1 to 519 code for a protein of 172 amino acids. The record is from RefSeq and is a predicted model, not a curated record. NCBI's taxonomy places the organism in Eukaryota, Metazoa, Chordata, Actinopteri, Lampriformes, Lampridae. The transcript has 4 exons.
AUGAGCCGGUCAUAUUUGCUCUCCGUCUUGCUCGGUUAUCUCCAAACGGACACGGUUUGGAGCUGUCUCUCCAUAGAAGAGCCGACGAAGCUCAUGCCGGUUCAGUCGGGGCGCUCGGUUUCUCUGCCCUGCAACAUCUCUUCACGUUGCCCGGGCCCUGUCCAGUACCAGUGGUUUGUUUUCAGAAAGCACUCUCAUCACCAGAUUCACUCGGAUGCCGUGAAGUACAUCCUGGAGACGUCGUCGCUGCAGAUCAACGAGCUCGGUGAGGAGGACAGCGGGAUCUACCACUGUGCAGCAUUUGUCAACGGGACACAGUCACCGGGGGCGCAAGCCAUCGGGCUCGGCACGACGCUGGUUGUGAGGGUGAACCAGCACAUGAUAUGGCAUAUUCUGCUUUGGUUACUGUUCGCUCUCUUGCUCAUCUUCAGCCUGGUGAUGAUGAUAUUCAUUUAUCAUAAGAAGGCUGACGGUCUCCAGUCCCAACAGUCUGUUCAAGGCAUCUAUCAGAACCUCUAG